Temnothorax curvispinosus is the source of this 2324-nucleotide messenger RNA. RefSeq names its product serine/threonine-protein kinase fray2-like. The record is from RefSeq and is a predicted model, not a curated record. The transcript has 3 exons. NCBI's taxonomy places the organism in Eukaryota, Metazoa, Arthropoda, Insecta, Hymenoptera, Formicidae. The coding region runs from base 4 to 525 and encodes 173 amino acids.
GAUAUGAAAAGGGAUAGAGAUCGUGACAGAGAUAGAGAUAGAGGGCACGACAGAAGUGACAGAUUAAGUAUAAGUAAAGAUGACAGAAUGAGGAGAGAUGGAUAUAAUAUGGGGCAUUACAGCGGUAGUAGGGAAGAUGAUCAUUGGUUACCUAGAGACGGAAGAGAUAUGAGAGACGGCAGGUACGGAUUCGGAGAUCACAAACGCGAUCGCUUCGAUCCUUAUGGUCGAAUGUCCAGUGGUUAUCAUAGAGACAGAGAUAGAGAUCGAGAUCGUAGUAUGCACAUGAACGACAAAAGAAGUGAUUAUUAUCGAUACUCGUCGGGACCACCAAAUUACGGAUAUGGACCAAGUGGCUAUGGUAGUAGUAGUGGUGGCGGUGGUUAUCCUCCCACGGAUAUGGCCUCGAGUCAUUUCAGAAGUCGUGGUUAUGCAGGAGAUGGCUACUCCAACGAUUGGCGGCCGAACAAAGAUUACAGGCGGGAUUACGAUAGAAGACCACCGCCACCAAAUGCCAACUCCUAGUGCUUCUUCCUUCCUCGGUUGUGACACGGUAUCGAAACCGUUUUGUGUAUAAUUGUGCUGCGAGUGAGAGCGUUUGCGACGACACUGGUUCUCUCAAGUCUCUGCAUGGGAGAAGUACUGAGUGUACGGUGCACGAUGUUUUUGUGAGCAUGCACCAUAUCUGUAUCUAUAUGUAUAAAAAAAAAUUAUUCCGAUAUUUAUUAUAUUCGGAUAAUAAUGAUGUCGGAGAUGUGUUUAGGAUGUGCAUGGUACUCCCUAUUAGAAACUUUUACAUAUGUGUAGAUUGUGAAAAGAAAAGAUAAACGAGGGAGAUCAAAUUAUAUCCUCAGCACAUAACGAGAAGAGAAAUUUUUAUAUAUUGGAACGUAUGUAUCGGAAUUUGUCGAGGAAUGUUGAGAGAUACGAACGAACAAACAGUGUGUAUUCGCUUCUUUUUAAGUAUCAAUGGAAUUGUAACUGGUAUAAUUUCCUUGAAUUUUCAUCGCUAUACACAAAAAUCAUCCUAUGUAAAAAGAGUUUUCCAUAUCUACAAUAUAUGUGUGAAAAUCAUCCAAAUUAUACUAGAAUACAACUCUAAAGUACGAUUGUACUUUUUACAAUUUUUUUUAUUAAUAAACCAAUUCUUUUUCGCAUAUUUGAGUUCGAUUUUAUCGUGCAAUUGUGAGAAAAAUUUACGACGACAUUAUUGGAAUCACGAAUGUAUGUAUUUUCUAUUAUACAGUUUGGAUGCGGUCCAGUUGACGAUUCAAAAUAGUAUCUGCUCCUGGUGUUACUAACAUUGUCAGCGUUUGCACAAAUUGAUCGAUGUUUUCAAAGAUCUUAGCGCUCUAGAGCGUCACGCGUUCUAGGUAAUGCUAAAUGGGCCACGCUCUAAAUUACUCCCAAGCAUCGAUAGAGUCGAUUGUGCCACAUUCCCUCUAUCGUAUCUUUCGUUAUGUAAAAUAAGUAAACUGCUUCCGCGCUACGCGCAUAUAUUUUGCAUUUUCGAUACUAAUUACAUAUAUGUAUAUUCAGUUUAGAAACAUAGCUCGCGCACAUAAUCGUCUCGAGCGAUGAUACCUGAUUUCGUCGUUCUCAUCUGAGAAUCAGAUGAGAGUAACAUAUUAGCUGGCUUUAUGCUAACACAAUCUGAUGAAGUUACAGUAGACAUAAACGGACAUAAUGUUACGUUGUAGCACAACGUCUGUGAAAUUGUACAAAUCUAAUCAUCAAUGUAUAAAUUUUCUAUAUAUAUAAAAAAUUAAAACACUUUAAAGGAACAUCGUAUUUCACGGAGGUGAGAUUGUCCGAUCCGGUAUGUACGGUGAAAUCAUACGAUGAGUCGAUCUAUUGCACUUGCUAGCGAAAUACCGGUCGCAGGGACAAUUAACGCAUUAAUUCAGCAACCACCGAACAUAAUCUGUUACGCAAAUCAAAAUACAGUGGAAACACAGUUUGGAUCGCACCUUUUUUCAAUAGUCUUCUGACGCGUUUGCGAUUUAAAGAGAAUAGAGUACUAUUUUUGCGUUCAUUAUUUUAUGGUACCAUAGUUUUGUAUUCUGAACAUACAAAACUAAUGUGACAUACUUGUAAAUAUUAGUGUAAGAUCGAUAGUUAUACUCCGUUCGUAUCGAACUGUUGAAUCACUUAAUACAGCGUUACUUCUUUAUUUAACAUAGAGUACGAGGAGGCAUUUGCUACCUCAAUCUUGUUUCAGUCAAAAGGAAGAAGGAACAUUGAUGUGUAAGGAUUUUAUAUAUUACCUAUAAUUAAGAACAUCGCUUGUAAAUUAUUAAUAUUUUUCAACUGAAAGGAUUAAA